AUGGGGAAGAGGAAGUCGAGGAAGGCACCGCCGUCCAAGAAGGUGGCGCAGAAGGUCGCCACGGCCUUCGACUGCCCCUUCUGCGGCCACAGCGGCAGCGUCGAGUGCAGCAUCGACCUCAAGGACCGCGUCGCGAAGGCGGAGUGCGGUGUCUGCAUGGCGGUGUACGCCACCAUCGCCAACGCGCUCACGGAGCCCGUCGACGUCUACUCCGAGUGGAUCGACGAGUGCGAGAAAGCCAACGAAGGCGUCGACGCCGAGGAAAGCCGCCAACGAGGGCGUCGACGCCGACGCCGGCUGACGUGA
Messenger RNA from Zea mays, 306 nucleotides. RefSeq names its product transcription elongation factor 1 homolog. The record is from RefSeq and is a predicted model, not a curated record. Gene Ontology annotation, molecular function: RNA polymerase II complex binding. Gene Ontology annotation, cellular component: transcription elongation factor complex. Gene Ontology annotation, biological process: transcription elongation by RNA polymerase II. The transcript has a single exon. The coding region runs from base 1 to 306 and encodes 101 amino acids. Lineage: Eukaryota; Viridiplantae; Streptophyta; Magnoliopsida; Poales; Poaceae.